This is a messenger RNA of Cryptotermes secundus, 1772 nucleotides long. RefSeq names its product beta,beta-carotene 9',10'-oxygenase. Gene Ontology annotation, biological process: retinal metabolic process; carotene catabolic process. The transcript is spliced from 10 exons. The record is from RefSeq and is a predicted model, not a curated record. Bases 46 to 1593 code for a protein of 515 amino acids. NCBI's taxonomy places the organism in Eukaryota, Metazoa, Arthropoda, Insecta, Blattodea, Kalotermitidae. Gene Ontology annotation, molecular function: beta-carotene 15,15'-dioxygenase activity; carotenoid dioxygenase activity.
GCGUGCCUCUGGGGCGGACAGGCAGUUGUAGCCGUUGUGUGUACCAUGGCUGACAUUAGCGCCUUGUUCACGUCCACAGAGGAGCAGAUCUCGCCCGUGGAUGCUGCUGUCACAGGACGUUUCCCGGAAUGGCUACAGGGAAGUUUCCUGCGCUUAGGACCCGGGAAAUUCGACAUCGGAGACUUCGUAAUGAACCAUUGGUUCGAUGGCUAUGCAGUACUCUACAAGUUCGACAUACAGAAAGGCAAAGUGACGUUUACCAAGCGUUUCUUGCAGUCCGACGCUUACAAGAAGGCUGUGGCGGUGGGUCGACCCGUCUUCACGGAGUUCGGUACCAAGUCGUACCCGGACCCGUGCAAGAACCUCUUCUCCCGUAUGAUGUCCUCACUGAUCCCAGACCUAACAGACAAUGACGCCAUCAAUGUGUUUACACUCGAAGACGCCGUGUACGUCGCUACUGAAAGCAACUACCUGCGACGCAUUGAAGUCGAGUCGCUGGCAACGCGGGAGAAGGUUGACAUGACCAAGUUGGUGGGGGUGAACCUUGCAAGCUCUCACACGUACCAGGACUCUCAAGGCAGUUACUACAGCAUGGGUACCUCCCUCAUGUCAGGACCCAAAUACCACAUCAUCAGGACCCCAGCAGCAGCAUCAGGAAAGGCACAGGAUGCACUAAGCAAGGCAGCUGUCUUGGUGACAAUUCCAUCCAGCUGGAAGACAAGCAUGAGUUAUUAUCAUAGUUUUGGCAUGUCAGAGAACUACAUUGUGUUUAUUGAGCAGCCACUGAUCAUCAACAGCAUGAAACUUGUGACAGCCCAGGUGAAGGGGAGAUGUAUGCGGGACUGCAUGACAUGGAGCCCCGAGGAGCAGAACAAAUUCUACGUGGUAGAUAAGUGGUCAGGACAAGUUCUUCCAAUCAAAUACAAAUCGAAGAAAGCCUUCUUCCUUUUCCACCAUAUCAACACAUAUGAAGAAGCUGGACAGUUGGUGGUUGAUGUUGUGGCAUUUGAUAGCCCAGACAUUAUUGACAAGCUGUUUCUGAAGAAACUGCGUAACAAUGAGAUGGAUGCCAAAGAUCCGGGGUGUGGACGCAGGUUUGUGCUGCCUUUACCAAGAGAGAAACCAGACUUCCCAAGUGGUGUGAAUCUUGUGACACUCAAAACGAAGGCAACAGCUAAAAAAGUUGGAGAUAUAAUUGAGCUAAUGCCACAGAGUCUGUCUGAGCCUGGCUAUGAACUGCCCACUAUUAGCAGAAAUAUCUUCGGCAAGAAAUACCGCUACUAUUAUUGCGCAGGAAUGUAUGACCCAGGACCCUUCAGAAACUCACUAAUAAAGGUUGAUGUUGAGACGGGAGAUGUCAAGACAUGGAGGGAGAAUGAGCAUACAUACCCUGGUGAAGUGCAGUUUGUUCCGUGUCCUGGAUCAGCUUCUGAGGAUGAUGGCAUCUUGCUGGCAACUGUCACUGAUGUCAGGAAGGGUGAACCUGAUUUCUUGUUGGUGCUUGAUGCAAAGAGUUUCACUGAGGUAGCACGAGCGGAAGUGACAGUUCAUAUUCCAAAUGUGAUUCAUGGUCUGUUUCUUCCCAGCUCAUAGUAGCAACAGCAUAGUGGGUGUAAUUUGUACACUGGUGGAGUCUUGUACAUUCGCAGAUAAAAUAAAAUCCUAAUGUCUUAGCCCUGACUGCUAAAUUCCUGCCCACCUUCCAUUAUGGCAGUGGUUCUGAAAUGACUGUUGUGUGUGAACCGUUCAGAAGUAUGAAAUGUUUAAGGGGG